CACGGGCCCACCACGUGAUCGCGCCUACUCUCUCUUUCUCUCUCUCUCUCUCUCUCUAUCUCCCUUCUUGGAUUCCAUUCCAUUCGAUUUCUCUCUCUUUCUCUCUCCCCCACAAAUCAAAUUCAAAUGAAUUUAUAGACCAAGAAAAGUCUUGUUCAUUCUCCCAGUUACGUUUUCUCUUACACGUCCCAUCAUCAUAUCAUAUCAUAUCAUUUAUUUUCAAUUUCAAUUUCAAUUUCAAUUUCAAUAUUUCAUAUCAUAUCUUAUCACCCCCUUCUUCUUUUGCCCUUUUCCUUAAUUCCCACUAAUCAUCAAUCGCCAAGAUUCCGAUCAAUCGACCCAUCCCAAAAAAAAAAAAACAAACAAAAACCAUUCUUACAUGACCACGACAAAAUUGAUUUACCUAUAUAGAUUUUAUACUAAUAAUCAUAGGCUAAUUUAAUUAAACAAACGAUCAAUCGAUCGGCUUAUAUAUAUAUAUAUAUGGAGCCGCCGCCGAGCGGGGAGGGGGAUGAGCCGCCGCCGCCGCAGCCGCAGCCGCCGGAGACAAGCGCCGAGGCUGCAGGAGGAUCGGCUGCGCCGAGCCGAUACGAGUCACAGAAACGGCGCGACUGGAACACGUUCCAGCAGUACCUGAGAAACCACAAGCCGCCGCUGACGCUGGCGCGGUGCAGCGGCGCGCACGUGAUCGAGUUCCUCAAGUACCUGGACCAGUUCGGGAAGACCAAAGUGCACGUGACGGGCUGCCCGUACUUCGGGCAGCCUAACCCGCCGGCGCCCUGCGCCUGCACUCUGAAGCAGGCCUGGGGCAGCCUCGACGCGCUCAUCGGACGCCUACGCGCCGCCUACGAGGAGAACGGCGGCCGGCCGGAGGCCAAUCCGUUUGGCGCCAAGGCCGUUAGGAUUUAUCUGAGAGAGAUUAGGGAAAGUCAGGCGAAGGCACGUGGAGUGCCAUAUGAGAAGAAGAAGCGAAAGCGUGCCUCGUCGUCGUCUUCUGCACGCGCCGCCGCCGCCGCCGGAGAUGGAGACGGAGCUGCAAGCGGUAGCGGUGGCGGUGGGCUCGUCUCUCCCGGCGAACCGCCCAGUUAAUAAUAAUAAUAAUAAUAAUAGUAGUAGUGAUAUAUGAAAACACACUGUUAAUUACAAGCAAAUGCUAAAUUGUUAUUUAUAUAUCCUGUAAUACAUUAUUAAUUUUAUUUUAUUUUUUCAAUAUAGUAACUGUUAAUUGUGAA
Molecule: messenger RNA, 1232 nt
Organism: Andrographis paniculata
Lineage: Eukaryota; Viridiplantae; Streptophyta; Magnoliopsida; Lamiales; Acanthaceae
Product: protein LIGHT-DEPENDENT SHORT HYPOCOTYLS 5-like
Exons: 1
Coding region: 484-1089 (201 amino acids)
Biological process (GO): response to light stimulus; mRNA transcription
Cellular component (GO): nucleus
Source: RefSeq, a predicted model, not a curated record